Molecule: messenger RNA, 1492 nt
Organism: Desarmillaria tabescens
Lineage: Eukaryota; Fungi; Basidiomycota; Agaricomycetes; Agaricales; Physalacriaceae
Product: endopolygalacturonase 2 precursor
Exons: 15
Coding region: 317-1492 (391 amino acids)
Biological process (GO): pectin catabolic process
Cellular component (GO): extracellular region
Molecular function (GO): polygalacturonase activity
Source: RefSeq, a predicted model, not a curated record
GAGGAAGCUCCGUCUGAGUUCGCACCGGUCCUGUACGUCUGGCUCGUCAAUAUAUAAAGCUGCAAACGCAAAGUCGAGUCCAGAAAGGUAGACCUGGUUCUACCUAAUUCGAAACACAAACAGCGUUAUUCGUAAUUCGGGCGAUCAGUGAAGAUCAUUGCGUAGAUCACUCAAGUGUUCUACAUAAGACCUAAAGGACCUAGAGUCUUGCCGUUUACUUCCAUGGUUCUUCCAGCACAGUCUCCUGAAUCGGUAUAUAAGGUAGGACCUGCAGAGGGUAUCAGUCAUUCUUCCCAAUCUUUCCCUUUGACUGAUAAUGUUCAACUCUGCUUUCUACCGGUUUUUGUUCACGUCCAGCGUCCUAGCGCUUGUGUCAGCUAGUCCAGACGCAGAGCUUGUAACCCGUGCCGAUUGCGUCGUCGACUCUGUCUCUUCUGCGUCGUCGAUUUCCAGCUGCUCUGCGGUUACUAUCAAUGCCUUCACUGUUGCAAACGGAAGCACAUUGACGCUUUCUCCCAAGUCGGGUGCGACAAUCACCAUGGCUGGUGAUGUCACGUUUGCCCAAACCUCCAGCACUGGACCUCUGUUCACCAUUGACGGCGAAAGUAUUACAUUCAAAGGCGCUGGAUUUAAGUUCGACGGAAAUGGAGCUAAGUACUGGGACGGUAAUGGUACGAACGGCGGUGUUGAUAAGCCCCACCCGUUCUUGAAGUUCAAGGGCUCCUGGAACUUACUCUCAAUUCACGGUCUUGAACAGCCCCUGCCCAAGCUAGUCUCUAUUGGUAACAGUAACGGGCUCACCUUUGACAGCAUCACUGUCGACAACAGCGCCGGCGAUACCAAUAGCCUGGGUCACAAUACUGACGGUUUUGAUGUUUCCGCUGACAACGUGACCAUCCAAAAUUCGAUUGUCAAGAAUCAGGAUGAUUGUAUUGCUAUCAACUCUGGCUCCACGAUUAUCUUCAAGAAUAAUCAGUGCUCUGGAGGCCACGGUAUUUCUAUUGGGUCCAUCGCCACAGGCAAAACAGUGUCCGGGGUUACUAUCUCCGGAAACACUGUUACCAACUCUAUGUAUGGUCUCAGAAUCAAAGUACAAAAGUCGGCCACGAACGCUAAAGUGUCUGGCAUCACAUACUCCGGCAACACCAUCAGCGGCAUUACAAAAUAUGGUGUUUUGAUCUCUCAGUCUUAUCCUGCCGAUGAUGGCACUCCUGGAACUGGUGGUCCCAUUUCGGACGUUAAUUUCACCGGAAAUGCGACCACCGUCCAGGUCGGCACUAAGGCCAAACGAAUGACCAUUAACUGUGGAGCUUGUUCAGGAACAUGGGACUUUUCCAAGUUGACGAUUACUGGUGGAUCGGCCGGUAGGACAAACACUACUGACAAUGCUACUGUCGGUCUUCUUUCUCCUGUGUUUAUAGAGAUCACUAAUGUCGAGGUUAGAUUGUCGGUGGAUCGUUUUAGAAUGCCGACGAACGCGCUCCGUUUUUAA